Biomphalaria glabrata is the source of this 2146-nucleotide messenger RNA. RefSeq names its product low-density lipoprotein receptor-related protein-like. The transcript has 16 exons. NCBI's taxonomy places the organism in Eukaryota, Metazoa, Mollusca, Gastropoda, Planorbidae. The record is from RefSeq and is a predicted model, not a curated record. Bases 3 to 2063 code for a protein of 686 amino acids.
AAAUGUCUCUUGCAAAAUAUUUCAAAGUUGUCUGUCUCGCCAUGAUGGUCGUGGAUACUUUUCAACAAGGAUGCGAAAAAAACUUUUUUGGAAAUAAAUGUCGCUUCAUGUGUCGAUGUGAUAACAACAGAUGUCAGACAGACGGCUCUUGCGACAAGGGACAAAGUUGUACUCAACCUUAUUUCGGUCAUUUAUGUCAGUAUGUUAGUUUGACUGAUUCUGCUGAAGCACCCCAGAGAUUUCCCUGUAGCACAGACCCAACCAAAGUCGUCUUCACAAUUAAACUCAAGGAAACAAUUUUGUUUACAUUUCUUGGGGUACAGUUUGAUGAAUUUUUACUGCUGCCACUGAUGUACAGGCGCAACAAUGUUAGUCUAAAUUUUAAAUUAGGUCAAGUAACUAUCGACUGUUUUAAGAAAGAGAUUUGGGAAAUAUCUGAUAGCUAUGUGGAGCUUCGCUGUUCUAAUCAAUUCUUGUUUGACCAAGUCAUUCUAAGUGGCAGUGGAGUGGGCUAUAUCUGUCGAGUCUUUGUCAGCGGAGGUCGCAAUGUGGCCAGGAGUCUGUUUUCACCACAAGAAGGACAAAGUGGUGAUUUGUUUUACAACCAGCGCAUGUUAAUUUUGGACGGGGAGACCGGGGAUCGCUCUCAGUGCCCUAAAAUUAAGAGAACUGACAAAUUACUCCAUUGGAUGUGGCCGUCUGAUACAAGCAGUCCGUUUCGCAUUCACCGUAUCAUUCUGUACACUGCCUCAGGAGCCAAAAGACAGAUGUCAGGACUUUCAAUAAAGCUCACUUCCGCUAAGUCUACGUCAUUACAAAACGUGACAUACGCAGACGAUAAUAAACACGUGAUGACGCUGUCCAGCCAAUCAGACGCCACGUCUCUUGCCAUAUUGCUUAAAGGGCAGGACUUCAUAUCGCUUUGUGAAUUAGAAGUUUACGGAGACUGUAUGUCGGGAAAAUCAGGAUUAGACUGUUCGUCCACCUGUAGUCACUGCAACAGCGGACGAUGUCAUGUCAGCGGACAGUGUUUAGGGUGUGUCACAGAGUUUGGGAUAACAGUUUGUCGGCCUAUCUGUUCUAAGUGUCCCUCUGACACCAACUGUAAUGGAGAAUGUAAGAGUGAGUGUACAUUGGGAUACACAGGGCCAGAUUGUCUACAAUCAUGUUUAAACUGUGGCGGUGCUGGGGCAUGUGACAAAGACACUGGUCAGUGCAAGGAAAAUUGCAUAGACGGAUUCAGGGGUUUAAAUUGCCAUGACAAAUGCUGGAACUGUGCUGGCAAUGGUGACUGUAACAGAUAUAACGGUUCCUGUCACUCUGGUUGUACUACUGGCUAUAGAGGAGAUGCAUGCUUCUUAAACUGUGGACAUUGUGGAGGGACAAGGUCAUGUGACCGCUACACUGGCGUCUGCUCCUCGAGCUGUCUGCCUGGUUAUAAAGGCGAGGACUGUAGCCAAGAGUGUACCAAUUGUGUACGGAGAAAUUGCUCUGGACUCAAGGGCACGUGUGUGAACGGAUGUAUCGAUGGCUAUUUUGGCGACGAUUGUGAACAAGAAUGUGUUAAUUGUGCCGGAAGCAAAGAAUGCCACCAAAAGACUGGAGUCUGCACAGAAGGAUGUGCCAGUGGAUUCUACCAGGAGUCUUGUACUGAAGAAUGUCUUCACUGCGGGGGACGAGGAUUUUGUCAUCGAGAGACAGGCGAAUGCUCAGAAGGAUGUGUACCUGAUUUCCAUGGUAACCGUUGCGAUACUCGCGAGAAUGAAAUUUCAAGCUUUGAUUUCAAAGUCUUCCUAAACUACGCAGCCUUUGUAUUGAUGAUUUUCAUGGCACUGGCAGCGAUUUUCUUCGCCAGAGAUUACUGUGUUUUCUGUAGACUUCCUACAAGACAAAGUUUAGAUUUGUUAAACCCUCCCAAGACGGUGACCAGUAAAGGGAGAGCAGCGACUGUGGAAGACGUGGCCAAUUCAGAAGAAAGUAGUGGAUCGUACUCUGGAAGGUCAGAGACAAGCCUGGCGACUCCCAGUGUGAAACCGUCUGCUAAAAGAUUGAGUAGUUUCUAGACAAUGCAACAGUCAUGUGGGGUCGUGUGAGCGUGUCGAAUGUGGGUCAUUUGUUUUAUGAGAUGUGGCUAAUAAUAAAAAAC